GACAAUGCCGAGGCAGGAUCAUGGAGCUGGGCUACGCCUACCAGGGCCUACCAGCCGGAGGGCAUGGCCGAACUGCACUGGCCCUACAUGAGAUGGAAUCAGGAGAAAGGGGCCCUUGAGCGGGUCCCAGACCUGGAUCCGAUGCUGCAGAGCCAGGUCGUGAGCACGAUCAUCCAGCUGCAGGCGACCAUCGUCGGCCCCAACGUCAGCGGCCUACCAGGGAGAGACGGUCACCUUCCGCUCUCAAUCGGGCUGAGAGAUGUUAUGGCUUCGCAGGCGUGGGGAAUGCUGACCACCCUUUGCGGCAACGCCAGCGCCAAGAUCAUCGGUUUGCGGAUGAGGCCCAUCAAGAUGGAUCAAGCUUGGCAAUCGCUCUAA
Symbiodinium sp. CCMP2456 is the source of this 378-nucleotide messenger RNA. NCBI's taxonomy places the organism in Eukaryota, Dinophyceae, Suessiales, Symbiodiniaceae. The record is from the annotation of a GenBank genome assembly.